Messenger RNA from Epithele typhae, 1644 nucleotides. RefSeq lists its product as uncharacterized. The record is from RefSeq and is a predicted model, not a curated record. Lineage: Eukaryota; Fungi; Basidiomycota; Agaricomycetes; Polyporales; Epitheliaceae. Bases 1 to 1644 code for a protein of 547 amino acids. The transcript is spliced from 4 exons.
AUGGGGCGCCGCAACACAAACGAGUUCGCGACGACGGCGACGCGGAAGCCUCUCCGAGUUGUUGCGAACGGCACCCUUUUCCUUACCACCAACCUCGGGCUCCCCACCCACCCCGAGCCCAACGCGGCCGUUCGCGCCCACUCGGUUGCCCGAGUGCGGGGCGGUUCCGCAAGUACAUGCCUGUCCAUCGUCGCCCAGUUUCCUGCAGUCGAAGCCCAUCUCGUGGCGCCGCUCGGAGGAAACGAAGAGGGUCGUCAAAUCAUCAAGGAGCUGGAAGCGGAACGGGUCACCACACGAUACUGUAAGGUGUGGCCGGAGUCGGGAGUGCCCAGCGCGUGGGUGCUACAUGCAGACGAUACCGACAGUCGCACCGUGAUUAACAACAAUCCUCUCCCCGAUAUCACCCACGAGGAGUUCAUCUCUCUCACAGGCCCGCUGCUUGUGCCCGAGAACUAUCAAUUUCUCAACGGACCACCCGUCUCUCCACCUCCUGCCCCCAUUCAGCAAUUUCCUGUUGGAAGCGUCUCUGGUGCUACAGGCCCACGGCCAUCAACAUCAGGUUCUGGUGGCCCCAAUGCUCAACAAACAUCGCGUAUACCCAUCCCCAAUAGCCCUGCACCCAUCGACUGGAUUCACUUCGAAGGCCGAUCGGUGAAGACGACGCUCAACAACGUCAUGGGCCUCGACGGACUCGCGCGCGAGCGCAAAUGGCGAAGUCAUUGUGUUUUCAGCCUCGACGUCGGUCGACGCGCACGCCAGGGCGUGGAAGCGCUCAUGCCGCAUGUGGACGUCAUCUUUCUCAACAGGCACUACGCGUGCGCGCUCUCGUCGCAGUACGCCUCCGCGCCGCGCGCGUUCCUGCUCGCGCUCGCCGGGCAGGCACCCCCGCACGCGCUGCUCGUCGCGCACUGGGGCGCGGACGGUGCCGCGGUGCUCUCCGUGCCGACUCGCGAGUACUUCCAAGCCUCGGCGUGGGCAGAGCCCGCGGUGCCUACCCCCGCGCCCGCGCCGCCAGACCCGGCGUCGCUCUCGCGCGCGAGCGGGCUGCCGCUCACGGGCGACGUGCAGUCUGUCCGGUCCGGAAGCGACUACUUCGCAGGCGGGCACCAGACGGACACGUCGAGCAUGUUCACCGCCGACCUCCUCAGGAGCCCGCCGCCACCACCGCAGCCGCGAGAACAGGAUGCGCGCCCGGGCCCAAGCCAGAAGGAACGCCAGAAGGAACGACAGAGGCAGAAGCAGAAGCAGAAGGAGCGCCGCCAGGAGUCGGACUCAGACUCGGACUCGGACGGCACGCAGAUCGCGGGUCAGGGCGGCGGCGUGAGACCAGCUCUGGACGCGGCGGCACGGGCACGGGCGGCGCAAGCUCAGCAAAGCAAGGAGAUGUUGGACGAAGUGGGUGCGCACGAUGCGUUCGUGGCGGGGAUGAUGUGGGCGUUGACGAGGAGGCUACUCCCUGGGGAGCCGUAUACCCCCGCUGCGAGACAGGGUGGCUCACAGGCGUUGGACAUGGACGGGAAGGGAAGAUGGAGGCUCGAGGAGUGCUUGAGGUUCGCUACAGAGUUGGCUGGGAGGAAGGGUAGACGCAAAGGGUGGGCCGGUCUCGCUAACGAGAUGCUCAGCGCCGGCUGGUUUGAAGCGUGA